AUGCGUACCGUCAAUCACAAUAACGGGUCGACAAUAACUAAGGAAAUUGGCUUACUUAAGAUUGAGGAGAAGGGAGUGAAAGUUCUUGCAUUACACGGGUUUGUGGACGAUGUGGUAGAAGCAUCGGACGGCAGUCUGUACUAUAGUGUCGCGAGUACAAAAUACGGCCUCCAUAACUGGAUCCUCGAUGUGCUGGAGGCUAAGCCGCGUGGGCAGCUUUUGAAAUAUGACCCUUCGUCGAACACGACAUCUGUUCUACUUGAUGGCCUCGGAUUUGCGAAUGGCGUUGCCUUAUCUGCGGACCAAGAUUACUUGGUCUUUUGUGAAUCUUGGAAGCAUAAGUGCUUGAAGUAUUGGUUGGAUGGAGAUAGAAAGGGGAAAACAGAGAUUUUCACUGAUAACCUUCCUGGAGCUCCUGACAACAUAAACCUUGCCCCGGAUGGUUCAUUCUGGAUUGCUUUGAUAGAGCUGCAUAGUAGGAAGCUCGGGCUUUUGUACAAGUGGCAAUUAUUGAGAAAUGGCAAGAUAAUAAGGGGUUUCGACGACCCGACUGGAAAGGUGAUGGCGUUCGUAACAUCUGCACUGGAGUUUGAAGGGCACUUGUACUUGGGUAGUCUUCACAAUGAUUUCAGAGGGAAAUUGCCAUUGCCAACUCCACCACUUUAA
Striga hermonthica is the source of this 666-nucleotide messenger RNA. Lineage: Eukaryota; Viridiplantae; Streptophyta; Magnoliopsida; Lamiales; Orobanchaceae. The record is from the annotation of a GenBank genome assembly.